Messenger RNA from Danaus plexippus (monarch butterfly), 3962 nucleotides. RefSeq lists its product as uncharacterized. Gene Ontology annotation, cellular component: plasma membrane. The record is from RefSeq and is a predicted model, not a curated record. The transcript is spliced from 9 exons. NCBI's taxonomy places the organism in Eukaryota, Metazoa, Arthropoda, Insecta, Lepidoptera, Nymphalidae. The coding region runs from base 345 to 3383 and encodes 1012 amino acids. Gene Ontology annotation, molecular function: protein binding.
AUUACGUCACGAACGCAUCCAUCGUCAUCGGAAGCUGUUUCGACACCAAAAGUCUGACACCGCGGUCUGUUACAGACUAUAGAAAUUAGCAAUAUUUUCGCAAAUUAUCAUAACGUCUUUCAGUGGAAAAGAUUAAUUUAAGUGGUUUUAAUGAAAUAAAUUUUAUUUAUUAUGGGUACUAAAAAAUUUAACAAGACUUCUGUAUGCAUCGGGAACAACUCUCUUUACGUCUGUAAUUACGUCGUUCAUAAAUAAUGAGACUCGACAUGCCAAUCGUAGAUGCUUCUAUAAAAAAUGUGUAAUAUUUGGCCACACAGGACGUUAAAAGUUUAGUGUGGUGUUUAAUGAUCGCGUGCAGCAUGUCAGCAGAAGGGAGGGUGUGGAUGUGUCUGGUGCUGGCCUUGGCAGCUCUGUGGAGUCGCGCGGCCGCCGGCGGAUGUGGCGUGGCGGAGUUCACGUGCCGUAGUGGAGCUUGCGUACGCCUCGACGCUUACUGCGACGGCGAAACGCAAUGUCCUGAUGGGAGUGAUGAACCGCCACACUGCUCGGUUUGCAAUCGGACGUAUUACGGACGGAUCGGCGUAGCUUAUGGACUGGGACUGCGUGGAGCGCCGAGAUCUCCUUUUCUGUGUCAUCUCACGUUUACCGCUGGCGGAGGAUCCCACGGAGAUCUCGUUCAACUGGCUUUCGACGAGUUCCGUGUGGGUCGCUAUGAAUCGGGCGCCUUGGACGGGUGUCCUGAUGGCUACAUGCAGUUAUCGGAACUGGGUCGUCCUUUCACUGGUGGCUCGUGGUGUGGUUCCGCAGAAGGUGUCGCUCUUUAUUACAGUGAAACCGCAACAGUUACCGUAUCAGUGAAGUUGUUUCGAGCUCGUCUUGGAGAACCUUUUGGUUUCAGACUAAGGUACAAGUUCCUUGCACAGCGUGAUGCUAUCGUAAGAUUUGGAGCAUUGGAAGCACCUUUGGAACGAGGGUCCGUGUCGCCUGGAACUUACUGUACGAGAACUUAUGAGGAAUGUCACCGAAAAGCCUGUCGCCUCCAGAGCCCCAACUACCCCGGCAUGUACCCGAGAAAUGUAACUUGUUACUGGAGUCUGCGUCAGAAGGACAUCCCGACAUGCAAGCAUGCUAUGAUAUCAGUUCGCCAGCUAUAUUCGCAUAAAAUGCAAAUAAAACGUUCAAUUUCGAUGGCCAGUUUAAACAAGACGGGUCGUGCGGUGCGCGCGUGGCGCGAGUGUACGGGAGAGCGAGAUCGCCUCAUUUUCUAUGACGGAGCGUCUACGGACGACCCCGUGCUGGUGGAGUAUUGCGGCGGGGACUGGCUGCCUCCGGUCACUUCCCGGGGACCAGAGAUGCUGGUUGCUUUCCACUCGUCCCCAUUUAGCGCCCCUCCGCGGGCACCCACGCCACACGCACCACUCAGAGGAUUUGAACUUGAUGUAGACGUCAUUUUCGCAGAUUCUGAUUCUCUAGAUUAUUCAAGGGAAGCAAAACGUUGUGAAUUUCAUGUUAAGGCUUCUUCGUCGGAGGAGGAAUUUAAUGCCACCACGGUAAAUGUGAGAGGUCGCCGGGGACGUUUGCAUGCACCGACUCACACGCUUCCACCCAAUACUACAUGCACUUGGACAUUUCAUGGUCGUCCUGGUGAUCUGGUCUGGAUCUAUUUUUCGAGUUUUACACAUUAUUCUCUCGUGGAAGGACGACGGACGGAGAGUAACGAACGUGAAGAUGACGCUGCAGUCACAGUAACUUCACGACAUUUAUCGGAGUAUUCCCGUUCUGCUGGAGGGAGCGGCGUUUGCGCCGUGGAGCUUCGAAUUUGGGACGGUGGUGGUGUAGACGAGGCUGCUGAUCUUCUGGGUCACUACUGUGACUCUACACCCUCUCUCUGCGCUCGAGCCGCUCUCGCCAACGCCACGCGAUCUCCUCGACCAUGCGCACCUCCAGAUGGCUACGUAUCUGCGGCUGCACUAAUGUCUCUCGCAGCUACAUCACUUCCUGGUACCGCUACUCAUCCCUUGGCAUUCGUGAUGCACUAUGAAUUUGUUGAUGCUCGGUUAGAAGGUGUCCUGUUACCGAUCUCGGAAACGCGUGUCCCAGUCGAGCCAGCGGAGUGUGCGAGGAGACUUACAGUACCUGGGGUAUUUUCAUCUCCUCGUAACGCAUUGUGGUUCGGGCGUGGAGGUGCAAAAAGACUUCGCUGUGUAUAUAGAUUACAAGUUGAAAGAGCUAGUAUUGAAUUACGUCUUUUAGCAGCAGCUUUUGGACGAGAGCCUAAAUGUUCUACAAGAAUAGAUCCCUUAACGGGACGUUCGGCAUGCAUUCCUGAUCCUAUUGACCCUCUUGAUCUAAGACCUAGUGAUGCCCCCGUUGAUUUCGAUUAUGAUGAAAAUCCAUUACGCGUACCACAUUUACGGAUAUACGAGUCACCUUGGCCAGGAUAUAGAGUACCUGUAGGAUGUAUAUGUGAUAAUAGCAGUACACCUUUGAUUAUAUCGAGCGGUGGCCCUUCAAUGGAAUUAGAACUGGUGGCCAGCACCUUGGCAGCGAACGAGGAUCACCGCCACGUACACUUCCAAGGAGAGUGGGCCCGCGGCCCGGCCACCUCUGAGUGUGCUAUAAGUCGCCGUCUGCCACCACCCGGGGCAUCGGUGCGCCUUUUGCACCCAUACAACGGGAAUAAGAUGUCAGAAUGUGGAGAAACGCCUUUUCUGUUAGUGGCUCGAGGUAAUCGCUCAGUAUUUCUUCGAAUCUGGGGCGAAGAAUUGCCUGCUUCAGCUCCUACCUCCGAGGCACCAUUAUGUCACACAACAAAUCGUGUUUUGGUUUACGAGUCUCAUUCAUCAAGAUUACUAAAAGCAGUCUGUCCUGGUGGCGAUGACUCACGAACAGUCCAAGUGUUCACCGAGGAAUGGUGGGCCAGAAGCAUCGGUCGUGAAGCCGCACUUAUGGUGGUGUGGUCCGCAAGAGAGGCGGGAUCCGCGCGAUUCACGUGGAUGGAGGUCUGGCGGCCGGCAGGAGCGACUCCGGGAGCUGUUAGUGGAAACAUUUCUUCGUGCGCUCACGAAUGUGUGUCUCUGAGCGCUUGUAUGGCGGGCGCGCUGUGGUGCGACGGUUCAGUGGAUUGCCCAGGCGGCAGUGAUGAGGCCGGCGCUUGCGGGGCGGGAGCACGACUUUUGGCAGCAUUGGGUGCACCUGCGGCUGCCGGAGCAGCAGGCGCUUGCGGCGUAGCUGCGGCACUAGUGCUACUUGCCGCUUUAGCACUGCGCCGGCGCCGCUCUCGACGAGACAAACGCUUACUUGGUGCUCUGGCGGCCGGCCGCCGAUUCACCGAAGAGCUUCUGUACGAUGGAUCACGUACGUCUUCAGUGACGUCAUCUUGACGUCGCGAGCGCUCCGUCGAAUAUAUCCACGUGGACCGCGAGACCACGGUGUGACGGAGCGCGGAGGAGGACAGGCCCACGGUGCGGCUGAGUGGCGAUGAUGGACGCUCGUGAUAUAGUCGAAUUUAUUAGUGCCCAUAUUUCAGAAUACGGCCAAUAAGAACAAAAUUUUUGUGUUCGUAAAACCUCAUGGUGUACGCGCUCGAGAUUGCCAAUUUGUAAAAGUCACUGCCGACGAAGUUACCUUAGUGUAUUCGAAUACUUAAAGCGCUGGCGAUCCUUUUUCGUACUUUUGAGUUUUCUUUACAGAUACGAUGAUAUUGGGACUGUUUAGGUAAAUACGGUGUAAAUAAGUGUACAGUUAUAUAACGUCGAGAGACUGGAUGAGUCUGUAACGUUCUUCUUGUGUCGUUGUGGCAGCAGGUUUGGUGCUGGAACUUAUUUUUUUUGUUGAGUGUUCUUUAAAUUAUUUUGAUGUGUAUAUUUUAUCAUAUUUUCGAUAAUCUGUCCCGUCCCUCAAUUUUACUUAAUUUGUGGAUCGCUAAUAUUAUAUUAACAAAUAGUAAAAGGUCUAUACAA